Molecule: messenger RNA, 1737 nt
Organism: Bipolaris sorokiniana ND90Pr
Lineage: Eukaryota; Fungi; Ascomycota; Dothideomycetes; Pleosporales; Pleosporaceae
Exons: 8
Coding region: 88-1737 (549 amino acids)
Biological process (GO): oligopeptide transport; transmembrane transport
Cellular component (GO): plasma membrane; fungal-type vacuole
Molecular function (GO): tripeptide transmembrane transporter activity; dipeptide transmembrane transporter activity
Source: RefSeq, a predicted model, not a curated record
CACUACUUGUUGUUUUCCUUACCCCACUCCGUUCAUCUCUCUUGCGUAUAUGUCUGUUUGUGUGUGUGUGUGUGUGUGUGUGUGUGCAUGCAUUCCAACACGAUGACGUAUCUUCCUUCUACUGUCAAGAUGCACGAGGACGACUUGAAGCAUGGCAGCGAAGUCGAAGUCGAAGUCGGCGGGCUUGCACCAGGUGUAGAGAUUGUGCUGCUCAUCCUAAUCGUUGAGCUGGGAGAACGAUUUACGUAUUUUGGCCUGAGUGCUCCGAUCCAGAAUUAUAUCAAAAACCCACACGACCCACACUCUGACCUUCCUGGCGCUCUUGGUCGCGGCCAGGCUGUAGCCACGGCCUUGGGGAACUUUUUCAAAUGUUGGGCCUAUGCCUCUACUGUCAUCGGUGCCAUUGUCGCAGACCAGUAUCUUAACCGCUUCAAGGCAAUCGCCCUCGGAUGCGGUGUUUAUAUUGUCGGUCUUGUGAUCCUCGUUGCUACAUCGACGCCUGCGGGGAUCCGGUCUGGCGCCGGUUUUGGCGGGCUUGUUGCGGCCAUGGUAGUAAUUGGGUUGGGCACAGGUAGUAUCAAAGCGAAUAUUACACCCAUGUGCGCAGAGCAGUACAAGCCUGAUUUGGCGUAUAUGAAACAAUUGGCUACUCGCCCCACUACUGGUGAGUGGGUAAUAGUGGAUCCCGAACUGACGGUUGAACGCAUGUUCAAUUGGUUUUAUUGGGCGGUCAAUGUGGGGGCGCUUUCGCCGCUGAUUACGGUGAACGUCGAGGUUCAUGUAGGAUUUUGGGUCGCCUUCUUAAUCGCUUUAGUGGUCAUCAUCAUUACUGCAAUGGUCUUCAUCCUCAGCAGCCGGCUCUUUGUUCGAACACCGCCUCAUGGCUCAGCGAUCAUUGAUGCUGCUCGUAUCGCCACCAUUACCAUUAAGGAAGGCGGCUUCAAAAAGGCUAAGCUAAGCGCUUUGGGGGCCCAGGGAACUCUUUCACGCCGUCAUUUUGCGCAGUUCCCUAACUAUACCGACAGGUCUAUAAAGGAAGUACAAAUGGGUAUUACUGCAUGCAAGUUCUUCCUUUUCCUUCCUUUAUACUUUGUCUGCUGGAUCCAGAUUUGGAACAAUCUCAUCUCACAAGCUGGAGACAUGGCAUUGCAUGGUACACCAAACGACCUCUUGCAGAACCUUGACCCCAUCGCUUUGAUCAUUUUCACUUCACUACUAGACUUUGUGAUUUACCCUCUGCUUCGCAAGCAUAAGAUCAACUUCAGCCCAGUCCUAAGAAUGACAGCUGGCUUUCUACUAGCGGCAAUUGCUAUGGCGUACGCUAGAGUGCUCCAGCAUUACAUCUACAAGUCUUCAAAGAAUAGUAUUCACGUUUGGGUCCAAGCUCCGGCUUACGUCCUUGUCGCGUUUUCUGAAGCCUUUGUUAUCAUUACUGGUUUGGAGUUGGCUCUUCGCUCUCUUGUUUCUUCCUUGUUCUGGUUGACAAUCGGCAUCGCUGCCGCAAUCUGCAUUGCCCUUGCACCCGUGUCGCAAGACCCGUAUCUGGUAUGGAUGUACGGCUCUCUCGCCAUCGUCGGCUUUGUUGCAGGGUGUGCCUUAUAUAUUUGCUUCCGAAACUUUUUCCAGGAGGUGCCAGUCAUUGUAGGCACUGAAGCGGUGAAUGAGGUUGGUGUGAGUAAGGUCACUGCGGAUGCAGGGAAACUUGCUGUCGAGGAAGGAAACAAGUGUGCCAAGUAG